Rubroshorea leprosula is the source of this 2083-nucleotide messenger RNA. NCBI's taxonomy places the organism in Eukaryota, Viridiplantae, Streptophyta, Magnoliopsida, Malvales, Dipterocarpaceae. The record is from the annotation of a GenBank genome assembly.
GGCUAAAUUGGAACUAACCCUAAUCUCUUCUUCAUGUGAACCCAAUUCAUUAACACUCGUCUACUCUCCCUCUUGAUCUCUCCAUCUUCUCUCUCGACAGCUUCCACAGCUCCUUCGUUCUCAUGCCAGACAUGGAGGAAGAAUUGCAGAAGCGAAACACGGAUUGCGUUUAUUUCCUAGCUUCUCCUCUCACCUGCAAGAAGGGAGUGGAGUGUGAGUUUCGGCACAAUGAGAAGGCUAGGCUCAACCCAAGGGACUGCUGGUACUGGUUGUCUGGGAAUUGUCUUAAUCCAACAUGUGCUUUUCGGCAUCCUCCACUUGAUGCACCUUCUCCAAAGCCUGCCGAAUCUACUGCAUCAAAGUAUCAGGGUUCUACACCAAUCAAUAAGACUGGGACUCCUUGUUACUUUUAUUACAAUGGUUACUGCAAUAAAGGUGACAGAUGCCCUUUUCUGCAUGGUCCUGAUGGUAGCUCAACAGUGGGGAAACCUCUGAAGCCCGAAGUGCUCCCCUCGGAAACUAAGUCAUCUACAGGAAAUGAUACUCUAUCAGCUCCAACAGAAACAAGUAACAAGCCUUCUGCAACUGCACAAAAACCAACCAUGGAAACCAGUGUUAAGGUUAAAGAGGAUUUUCAGAAAUCAGCCUUAAGAAAUUUGCCACAGAAAAGUAUCUCUCCACAGAUAUCUGAGUCUGAAUUUGAAGAAGCUGCUAGAGUUAAGUCAGCUCCUAUGCUUCAGGCAGAAGAUGUCACUCAAAUAAGAUCAAAUAUCUACACAGAUCAGAGUUCAGAGGAUCAAAUGGAUGACCAUGUUGAACCAGAAGAGCGGUUGGAGUCAUCCCCAGGUUUUGAUGUUCUUGUGAAUAACAAAACGGAGAAUUUGGAUUAUGAGGAUGAGUCAGAGUAUUUACUUGCCCUUGAUGGGGAGCACAGGGAGCAUUUCUUGGGUUAUGAUCAGGAUGUGUAUGAUGCUUACGAUCACUUGGAUAAUGAGCAUAUUUUUGAUAAUGUCAGAAGACCUUCUGACCACUUGGGAGAAAGAUUGGAUUCGGUAUUUUCCCAAAAGAGAAGAAAACUGCUGCCCGAUGAAUUGUUGUCUGAUGUACGGAGUGGUGUGGACCUUAGGGAGCACUUGAGGGGGCGCAGAGGAAUUGAUGAACACACGAGUAAUCAUUUGUCAAGACGGCAUGAAUCUUCUCGUCUUGUUGGCCGAAUUCAAGGAAGGCCUCAAAGGCAUGGUGUACCAAUAUCUCAGCGAUUGCAUGGAAGAUUGGCAUCACAAGUGGAAAUUGAAUCACUCGAAGACAAUGGUAUUUUUUCAAAUGGCUCCGAACAGCAUGGCUGGCACAGGCACGUGGACUCUAAUGGCUCUAGGCAACAUUACAGGGAAAGAAGGGUGGCUAAACAGCAGUCCACUUCAUUUGAGGUGUCAAGGAAGAGGAGAUCUCCUGAACCAUCUGCUACUUUUUCAGGACCCAAAAGCCUUGCCCAGAUUAAAGAAGAGAAGAGAAGAGCUGAAGAGUACGGCACCAAAACUAUGGCAGAUUUUGACAGUCCAAAACCAUUGAGUGAAAUCCUCAAGGACAAAGGAAGGCCUCAGGCUUAGUAGCAGUGUAAGGGAUUGAAAUUUUAGAAGCACUUGUUAGAAAGGAAACAUUAAAAAUCUUUUCAACAUGAUAGGAACGAUGAUCGUUUAGUGAAGAGAAAAGUUUUAACUAUUCAGAAGACGUAAUGACAAAUUCGGUUUAGGUACAGCCUUCUGGCAUAUUCUCCUACCUUGACUAUGUUGUGGUGUGUUGAUACAUUGCUACUUCUGGAUCAACUUUCAUUUUUGUUAUUGAUACUGCUGGAUAAAGAUGCUUCUCUAUCAGUUCAGCCUGUUUUAAUCUUUCCUCCGUUUGCUUAUGCUCCUCCUAGGUUUUUCUAUUUUCGAUACUCUCCACAUGAAGUGGUUCCUUCCAUUUAAUUAAAAGCACAGGCCAAACCCAACUAAGAAGUUAGAUUUCCCUUCAAUGCUUUUGAGUCUCUAUUGUUCUUCAGAUUCUACACAAGGACUCAGUUGCCGGAGAAAAUGUGUUCUAA